Molecule: messenger RNA, 639 nt
Organism: Seminavis robusta
Lineage: Eukaryota; Bacillariophyta; Bacillariophyceae; Naviculales; Naviculaceae
Source: the annotation of a GenBank genome assembly
AUGUUUUUCAACAUCAAAACUGGGAAGACUGCCAGAAAAUGGGCAAGACGGUACAUGAAGAAGAUUGCGCUGCUUUUGCCAGAAAUGGUGGGUACACUGGCCGACAAUGAUGAGGGACUUAUUUUCUUUCUGUCUCUGGAUGGUACGCAUUGUCCAAUCGAAGAACCACGACCUUGGUCCAAAAAGUGGAGCAGCCACAAGUUUGGCGGAAAGCCCGGUGUGAACUAUGAAUUCGGUCUGUUGUUGCAUAAAGCAAAGCUUGGUUGGAUCCAUGGGCCAACACCCCCAGGAGAGAAGAAUGAUUUGGUGGUAUUCCGUAGCAAGUUGAUGCACGAAAUGCCAGCUGAUCGACGCUUGAUUGCUGAAUCUGGGUACACCGCAGAGCCCGAUUACUUCACCACAAAGAAUGAGCUUGACCCAAAGAAGCUCUCCAAAUUCAAAGAUAGAGUCCUUUCUCGGCACGAGAAUUUCAAUCAACGAGUGAAGUGUUUCGCAAUCACCAGGACGAAGUUUCGUCACCGGGGUUUUGGGGAGAAUUGGGAAGAAGCUCAUGAGACUGCGAUGCAUGCUGUCUGUGUGAUUGUGCAACUGCACAUGGACAAUGGCACACAGAGACUGCUUGAUCCUUAUAGUGUAUAG